AUAUUUACGUUACGGAACUUCACUCAAACGUGUAAAAGCAGCGGAGCCAUGAACGACCAAGACGAAGAUCUCGGUGCGUUUGAUCCGAACAUCCCGGAGGAGGGGCCCACAGCGCCCCCCCCUGGCUGGCUGGAUGAUGUACAUGGAUACCAGGGCCACAAAGGAGGAGAGGGAGACAACCCGCUGUACCCGCCCCCCCCGGCCUACAACCCACAGCCAGAACUCAACAGGAACACUGUAGUGCCCGACGUCCGCGUCCCCACAGUGUCGGAGGACGUGGCCAGAGAAGCUCUGCUGAAGUUUGUAGAAUCCAAAUGGAGAUACAGCUCCAAACCUGCCAGGAACCUCACCUUCAAAGAGCUCCGACCCGUCACUGUGUACAGGUACCGACUGGAGACCUACACCGAGACCAGAACCAGCGCCUGGCAGUUUGAGUCCUACAAUGGACAGCCGGUGGAUGGUCCUCAGUUCGGGAUGAGUCCUCCGCCGUGGGACAUCCCCAUGUCUCUGCCUCAGAGAUACACGGACAGUGUGCAGAAGGUCCGCGUGCCACACUCGUCCUUCGUGAAGCCAUGUCACAAAUGCAACGGCUGUGGAAGAACUCGCUGUACUCACUGCUUUGGAAGAGGCCAGAAGCGUUGUUUUAGCUGCCACGGCUCAGGGUACAAAAGGCGGCCCGGCAAUCACAAUCGCUCCUCCGGGAGGACACGUUGUACUUCUUGUAGCGGGAGAGGCUGUAAGAGGUGCAUCAGCUGUCACGGUCAGGGCUACAAAACCUGCACCGUCUGCCACGGCAGCCAGAGCCUGCUGCACUUCAUCCAGCUCACCGUCACAUGGAAGAACGAUAUCUCUGACUUCAUUCCUGACCGUCAGCCAGAUUUCCCUGACAAGAAGUUUGAGAAGGUGACCGGAGAUCCUUUCUUCGUCGAUGAGAGCAUUCUGGUGUACCCGAUCCAGGGUUUCCCCGACCAGGAGAUCUGUGACGUUUCCACCAAACUGAUCAACGAACACCUCAAUCGCUUCAGUACCACCAGCCGCAUCCUGCAGCAGCGUCAGACCAUCGAGCUGGUGCCGCUCACUCACGCUUACUACACCUACAGCGGGAAAGACUACAGCUUCUUCGUGUACGGAGUGGAGAACAAAGUCUUCGCCGCAAAAUAUCCCACCGCCUGUUCCAUCUUAUAGGAACCAUGAAGAUGUAUUGUGAACAUGUUAACUCCUGAUGUUACGUCCAUAUUGGUAGGCAGCAGGAGGAGCUGCUGAAUGUACCAAAAAUCUGUUGACAUGAUUUAAAGCGAGUUUAAGAUCUCCUGUUGGUGUUUCUACGUUAAUCGCCUGUUCGUCCCGUUCUCUUUGUAUGAUGUCGUGCUUCAGUGUUGAUACUUUAAACGACCAACCGAAGCUGAAACACACAAGAUGCUUUACGUGGCGUUCAGGACAGGAAGCUCUUAAAGCAACAGACGCACCAGUGACACGUUUACUGCCAGUAUCUUUCCUCAGAUAAGACAAAAACCAGUUCAGGAGCAUUUUAUACUCUCUCCUGCUUAUAAUACAUUACUAGAUCAUGAAUAUUUCUUUGUAUGUUUGAGCUUCAGCUCACGUUUCUGCACACUAAACUCCAUCCAGCUGCUGGUUUCCCAGCAGUUAUUCAUUCAUCUUUUAUAAAGGACAGUUUUUAUAAGUCUGACAAUGUUUCAGAGAUUUUACCGUUUUCAUUUUUUGUAUGUAGAAGAAAAAAAACAACAUGUGAAAGGCAGGAAUGUGUUUUAUUUCUAGCCUGUCGACCAAAACUUCUUCAUG
This is a messenger RNA of Centropristis striata (black sea bass), 1800 nucleotides long. It is a transcript of the gene ssuh2.1, whose product is annotated as ssu-2 homolog, tandem duplicate 1. The transcript has 12 exons. The record is from RefSeq and is a predicted model, not a curated record. Lineage: Eukaryota; Metazoa; Chordata; Actinopteri; Perciformes; Serranidae. The coding region runs from base 49 to 1185 and encodes 378 amino acids.